Messenger RNA from Penicillium pulvis, 1497 nucleotides. Its product is annotated as cytochrome P450. Gene Ontology annotation, molecular function: monooxygenase activity; heme binding; oxidoreductase activity, acting on paired donors, with incorporation or reduction of molecular oxygen. The transcript has 6 exons. The record is from RefSeq and is a predicted model, not a curated record. The coding region runs from base 1 to 1497 and encodes 498 amino acids. Lineage: Eukaryota; Fungi; Ascomycota; Eurotiomycetes; Eurotiales; Aspergillaceae.
AUGAGUCUCCUGCUAUGGUUUUUCCUAGGCCUCGUGGCACUCAUUUCCCUCCUCGCCUAUCGAACCUACUUUCACUCUCUCGCUCAUAUCCCUGGGCCUCCACUAGCCAAGGUCACCUAUCUCUAUGAAUGGUACUAUGACUUAUAUCGGGGUGGCCAAUUUACAUUUCAGCUUCGUGCCUUACAUGAUAAAUAUGGCCCCAUCAUUCGCAUUAACCCCGAUGAAGUUCAUAUCGACGACCCGGAUUUCUUUGACCAGGUUUUUAAUCAAACCAAUGGCCGUGCAGAAAAACCUCUGCGGGUUGCAGAAGCAUUUGGACCCUAUCCUGCUACUAUUGGUACCCAAUCGCAUGACCUACACCGUCUGCGACGAAGCGUCUUGAGCCCCUUCUUUUCCAAGAAGUCCGUUACAGACCUCGUUCCCGUUAUGUGGCGCCCCAUUGAUAUUCUGCGAAAGCGUUUGCACCAUGCUGCUCAGACGGGCGAGAUGGUCAACAUGAAGUAUUUCUACGCUGCGGUGACCCUGGAUAUUAUCAAUGCCUAUUGCUUUGCCCAUGAACCCUCCAGUGUGCACCAGCCCGACUUCGGCCGCAAGGGGUUUGACGACCUUGAUAGCUUUCUUGAGGUCAGCUUGCUGAAUAUCCACAUUCCAUGGGUGAUGCGCUUUACAUAUUCGCUGCCGGACAACAUCAAUAAACUAUUAGCCCCUGCAUUGGCGGAAAUUUUAGACUUUCGCCGGGCUUUAUCUCGACAGGUAGAGGCCAUCCGAAGUGGUGAGGAUACAGCCCAUGAGAAAGCCUUACAUCGCACAGUCUUUCACGAACUACUGGAAAGCAAACUCCCCCCAGAGGAACGACAAAGAGACAGGUUGCGAGAUGAAGCCGUGAGCUUAGUGACAGCCGGUUCUGGGACAACAGCAUAUGUUCUGCGAGGAACCGCCUAUCACAUUUCCGCCAACCCAGCUAUACAACAAAAGCUACACGAAGAGCUUGUUACUGCCAUUCCAGACGUACAAAAGUUCCCCUCUUUAGCCGUUCUCGAACAACUCCCCUACUUAACAGCUGUAAUUCAAGAAGGCCUGCGUCUAUCCGACCCCGUCACUCAUCGAAUAAGCCGUCAGUUUCCUGAUUGUCCACUCCAAUGCCGGGGGAUUUUUAUUCCCGCAAAUACCAUUGUCGGCAUGACGGCCAUGCUGACACAUCUCAAUGAGAAUAUCUACCCGGAGCCUCGUGUCUUCAAGCCCGAGCGGUGGCUGGUUCCCGAAAGCAAGCGGCUGGAUCGAUACUUGGUUCCUUUCAAUCGGGGAACACGCUCUUGCUUGGGUAUGAAUCUGGCUCGCGCUGAGUUGGUCCUGAUCCUAGCAGCUGUGUUCCGGCAGUUUGAUUUUGAUGUUUCUGGCGUGCAACGUGAUCGCGAUAUCGAUGUGAGUCGGGACUUUAUUCUCGGAGCACCGGCGCGUGACUCGCCAGGUAUUCUGGUGGCAGUGAAGGAGUGCUAG